GAAAACGAUGUUUUUAAAGGGAAACCAAGGUUGAUGAGGUCUGCUGUGGGCACAGCAGGUGGAAGGUUGUUGCUGGUUGCUGGGUGCCGUGGAGCAGAGGAGCUGUGCCAUACCCCCCCCCCACCCCAUACGUCCUCUCAUGCCCCCCCCUGUGUGCGUCUCCCACUAUCAGUGACCCCACGCCCCCACCCAGCUCCCACCUGACCCAUCCUUCGUGUUGCCGCCAAAGCCCUGAGCCCCCUUCUCACCCCAUGCUUGGGACAAAGCCAGCUCACUGCCAGCCCAAUGACUGCCUGGAUCGUCCUGCCCGUCAGCCUGGCUGCCUUCUCCAUCACAGGAAUAUGGAUAGUGUAUGCGAUGGCUGUGAUGAAUCACCAUGUUUGUCCUGUAGAGAACUGGUCUUACAACGUCACAUGCACGGAGGAGUUGCCCCGGCCAGGCUUCCCCAAGACCUGCUGCACCAUCCAGGACAUCCCCCUCAUCAGUAAAUGUGGCUCAUACCCUCCUGAAAGCUGCCUGUUCAGCCUGAUUGGCAACGUUGGAGCCUUUAUGGUGGUGAUGGUGUGCUUCCUGCGCUACGCCCAGGUGAUCGAACACAGCCACCAGUGUUGGGUCAACACCAGCGCACUGGUGUCUGGCUGCACCAACGCCGUCGGUCUGGUCAUGGUCGGAAACUUCCAGGUUGAUCACGCCAAAUCUCUCCAUUAUGUGGGUGCCGGUGUGGCGUUUCCUGCAGGGCUGCUGUUUGUGUGCUUGCAGUGCGUCCUCACCUACCGGGUGGCCAUGACCACCCUGGACUACUGGAUGGCUCACUUCCGGGUGGCUCUGGCGCUGGGAGCCAUGGUCUCCCUGGUCCUCAGCGGCAUCUUCUUCAUCCACGAGAGCUUCGUCCUGCAGCACGCCGCCGCCAUCUGCGAGUGGGUCUUCACCGUGGACAUCCUGGUCUUCUACGGCACCUUCACCUACGAGUUCGGCACCGUCACCACCGAGACCAUGAUGGCCGGCCUGCAGCAGAGCCAGCACGGCUCGGGGGUCAUCAUGGACCCCAUGUCCCGGGCGUCAACGCUGGGCGGGGCCACCAAGGGCCUGAAGUCCCCCGGCGGCAGCAGCACGUCCACACACCUCAACUGCACCCCAGAGAGCAUAGCUAUGUUGUAGCUCCGUCUGGAAAAAAACAAACAAAAAAAGUCACUGCGGAGGUGCUCCACUGGCAGCAUGUGAAGCAAGAGAGCAAAUUCGUAUAACUGUAACCUCAGCGACACCAGGUAUUUCUACCCAUAAUGCUCUACGGCCUUCGUUUUGUUCUGUUUUCCCUCCUCAGUUCUCAUAGCAGAUCAAGUUGAAUGUUUGGAGCCGGCUCAAAAACUGGAGCCGUGAAUGUUUUCCAAGACGGCGGUUAAAGUUGACGACUCAGCACGGAGUUCGUCUCUGAAAAUCUGUCCCCCUGGGUUCUUGAUUUCAAAAGACAAAAGUUCCUACUGCCCUCAAAAGUCAUUUUCGUUGCCCCUCUGCUGACUCUCCAGUCCAAAGGCUCGCCCUGCCCGCCUCUUUUGGCCUUUUGCUUAUCUCUGCACGGUUUAUGUGGGGAUCUUUUUAUUUUUUAUUUUUUUCUUUAUUUUUUGCAUCACAAAAAGAUUUAGAAAAUAAUGAAUGUUGCAAAGUGAAUAGCUAUAGUCUAUUUUACAGACUGUAAUCUUUACGGUCUAAUUUAAUCAAUCAUGCAUUAACUAUAUACCGUUAAAUUCAUCUGCUUUUAUUUGAUUACACUUAUAAUUUGAUGUCUUGUUUUUCUAUACAUAUAUAAAUAUAUACAUGUCUAGAUUGGUCUCAAUCAUUAUUUAUGUUGGUGCAAAACUGGAUGGUCUUUUCUGUUGCAAUGACUCGCUUUAAGCUGAAAAGUGAAUUUUUGUUGUUUUGUUUUUGUUGUUUUUUUUCCAAUCCAAUGUUACAUGAAAACGUAACAAUCAUCUGAUCAUUUCCACUCCUCUGGGGUGAGUAAUGCCUUUCUUAGUGUUUGAGCUGCCAGGUGAGACUGACGUUUCAUGUGACGGGAUAAAUGAGUGACGGUAAAACUACAGUCUGACGUUGGUGUUUGCUGUGGAGUUCUGGUCCUGACGCUGGCCGCGUUCCAGGCUGGAUCCCUGGACGCCUUAUACAAGUUUAAGAAAUGUCUUUAUCUUAAUGGUUUGAGUUUGUGUGAAGCCUUUCAGAAGAUUUUCUUCACAACACUUGCAAAAGUAGUCACUCCCCUCAGUGACGCUGCAACUACCAACUUCAAUGGGAUUUAUUGGGAUUUUAUGGGAUAGAUCGACACAAAGAGGUUUAAAACAUGUCAUUUUCAGCUCUGGGUGAUUUUGUGCAGCCGCCUGGCUGUAAACGAAGGACGGUACAAAUUUGACCAGGGCAGGCCACGAUGUUGCCUAUGACGACCGACUGUAAGAUUUCUGAAAUUAUUGACACUUUUUAUUUAUUUCCAGAUCUGACAUUAAUUCCAAAUCUAUUUCUUUGUCUAUGUUUAAGUGUAGGUUAUUAAUGAUAAGCAUGUAAAGACAAUUUGAAAAAGUCACAAUCAUAUGUAGUUUUACAAUUUUUGGCUUUACAAUUUUGGUAAAAAAUUUCAAAUCUGUUUACAAAAAUUUGCUUUUUGUAAUAAAAAAAAGUCAUUAAUCUUCAGCAGAAUAGCGGCAUUUAUACUGAAAUGCAAUUAAAUACAGAUGGACCUUUUUUGGAAGGGGUUACUCUUACUUUGUGUUGCUUGGUCUCAAAAAGUCCCAAUAAAAUCCAUUUAAAGUCCUGGUUGUAACGUCACUACAGGUGAACUAGUUCUGGGGUGUGAAAACGUUUGCAAUUUUUUAUUUUUUUUUGUUUCUAUAAUUGGUGCUGUCGCAGCAGUGUUACAAUGUGACAUGCUGGUUGUCGACUGACUUCAAACUAUACCGUACCCGUGUCGUCUCCCGCCCCGCCCUCCUUCAUCGGCUCCUGCAGCCGAUUUGUUCUUGAGAAGAGACCCAACCGGACAGCAGACUGCCACGGCGCUCUGAGUCACAACCUGCACAGGUUUUGCUCAGAUGAACGUUUUCACUGCUAGGUUUCAUAAAGCACACACAUCUAUCACCUCUGUUCUUUUUGGGGGUUUUUUUGUCCUACCGCUUGACGCGUUAUAUUUCGUCAAACACACAGGAUGCCAGCAAUACGCAUUUUCAAAAGGUCACGUCUCCUACCUCUUUUGUGGGUCUGAUGUGAAAGAUGGGAGCCUUUCAACUUGUUGGGUAUUUUUUUUUUUUUUUUUUUGUUACUCUGGUCGAGGUUCAGUAUUUUCCAGCCUCGUCCACAAGUGUCAGAAUGUGACAGAGCUGGAGUCAGGCUGUUUCAUAAACUGAAUUGGGCUCACGGCGCUCUCAGCGCUUGCUGUGCAAAAAGUUUGAACUUGAUAUGUUUGUUGGACUGCAGAAAACCAUGCCAAAAAAGACUGGAGUAUACAGUUUUCUUUUUCUUUGUGUGUGUGUGUCAGAUGCGGCGGUAUGAGUUAGUAUGAAGUGCACUGUUUUCAGCCUUAUGUACUCUGCCUAAGAAACUUUCUUUUUAUUGUCAUAUUUGACUUAUGUUUAGCUGCAGCCUUUUUUUUUUUUUUUUUUGCCAUACGGCAGCUUGUGAGCCCAAACAUGGGGCCAAAACAGCUUCUGUACCAUUAAAACCAUUCAACAUGCCAAAUAAUCCAAUGAAAGGUGGAGAUUUUCUUUUUCUUGUUUUUUUUUGUGUGCUUAGAUCAUUGUGUGCACUGAGGGUUUGUGUGGAGCCUUAUGUUUUUGAAGGCCACCUGCCUUUUAUGUCAACACUCGUAACACAGAUCCAAAUGUCUAUAAAAUGUACUCCCUUCCUACGUCCUGUAAAUUUGAAAAGAAAUACAGAACAUUAACAAAGGCAUCAGAGAAAUCCCCUGUAUGAAAUUAAAAAAAAGUCAAGAGAAAUUGUUUCCUUUUAUAAAUUCUGUAAAUAUGUCUGAUUUUCUUUGUCUAUCAUUUAGGCCUUUUAUUUUGACAGAGAUUUAUAUUCAAAUAUGAAAUAAAAAUAAGUUAUCAAACUGUU
Molecule: messenger RNA, 4086 nt
Organism: Poeciliopsis prolifica (blackstripe livebearer)
Lineage: Eukaryota; Metazoa; Chordata; Actinopteri; Cyprinodontiformes; Poeciliidae
Product: transmembrane protein 150A-like
Exons: 8
Coding region: 286-1158 (290 amino acids)
Biological process (GO): protein localization to plasma membrane
Source: RefSeq, a predicted model, not a curated record